Molecule: messenger RNA, 1629 nt
Organism: Diatraea saccharalis (sugarcane borer)
Lineage: Eukaryota; Metazoa; Arthropoda; Insecta; Lepidoptera; Crambidae
Source: the annotation of a GenBank genome assembly
AUGAUAGAGGCGAGCAACGCGGAAAAUGAUACAGUAACUGCACCAGCCAUAAAUACGGAUAUACCCAACGAAGAAAAUGAUGUUGCCCGUUCCGAAGCGACGUUCCGAUAUACCGUCCAAAAUAUCAGUCAGCUCAAGGAACAGGUGUUAUCACCUCCUUGCUACGUACGAUGUCUACCGUGGAAGAUAUUAAUAUUAAUACGUCACACCACCACGCCGGAGCGGCAACAACAGAAGGCUUUAGGCAUAUUCUUACAGUGUAACGGCGACUGUGACACACCGGGAUGGUCCUGUUACGGUCUUGGCGAAUUGAAACUGCUAUGCCAUAAACCAGACGGCACACAUUUGUGCAGAAAACUUCACCAUAUGUAUCACUGCAAAGAGGACGACUGGGGAUUCGCUCAUUUUAUUUCUUGGGAUGACCUCAUGAACCCGAACAAUGGCUUUGUAAAAGACGACGCGAUCAUGGUGGAAGCGCAUGUGGUGGCCGAAGCACCCCACGGCAUCUCGUGGGACUCGAAGAAACACACGGGAUUUGUAGGUUUGAAGAAUCAAGGUGCUACUUGCUAUAUGAACUCUUUACUGCAGACUCUGUUUUUCACGAACGUUCUACGCAAAGCUGUGUACAAGAUCCCUACAGAAGGCGACGACAGCUCACGGUCUGUCGCAUUCGCCUUACAACGUGUCUUCUACGACUUGCAAUUCUCCGACAAGCCGGUGGCGACGAAAAAGCUAACUAAAAGUUUUGGUUGGGAAACGCUUGACUCGUUUAUGCAACACGACGUUCAAGAAUUUUUAAGGGUACUUCUAGACAAACUAGAGAAUAAAAUGAAAGGCACAGUGGUGGAAGGCACCGUACCUAAGCUGUUCGAGGGGAAAAUGACGUCAUUCAUAAAAUGCAAGAAUGUUAAUUGUACCAGUACACGAUUAGAAACUUUCUACGACGUCCAGCUUACCGUCAAAGGAAUGAACGAUAUCUACGAGUCGUUUAAAGAUUACAUCAGUAUAGAGCUGCUGGACGGCGAAAACAAGUACGAUGCUGGAGAGCAUGGCCUACAGGAGGCGGAGAAGGGCGUCAGAUUCGAUGAGUUCCCACCGGUACUACAUCUGCAUCUCAUGCGGUUUCAGUAUGACCCUCAGAGUGAUGCUUCCAUUAAGUUCAACGACAGGUUCGAAUUCUAUGAAGAAAUAAAUCUAGAUCCGUAUUUACAAGAGAUUCCGUCGACUCCUGCUCACUAUACGUUGCACGCUGUACUGGUACAUUCCGGUGAUAACCAUGGUGGUCAUUACGUGGUAUUUAUCAACCCCAAGGGAGAUGGCAAGUGGUGUAAGUUCGAUGACGACGUGGUAUCCCGUUGCAGCAAACAAGAAGCCAUCGAAUAUAAUUACGGUGGGAAGGAAGACGCACCGCAUCUCGCACGUCGCGCGACCAGCGCCUACAUGCUUAUUUACAUACAAACAUCGCAGCUGAAGUACGUCUUACAAGACGUCACCGAGAGCGACAUCCCGAGUGAUCUCUGCGAGAGAAUCAACGAAGAGAUGCGAUACGAGAUGUUCAGCCAAGUACUACGCAAGAAUAUUCAGCGCACUAAAACAGUUCUUCACUUUGCAGGCCCUAGCCGGCUCUAA